Molecule: messenger RNA, 3978 nt
Organism: Pogona vitticeps (central bearded dragon)
Lineage: Eukaryota; Metazoa; Chordata; Lepidosauria; Squamata; Agamidae
Product: xaa-Arg dipeptidase
Molecular function (GO): dipeptidase activity
Source: RefSeq, a predicted model, not a curated record
UACAGGCUGCUUCUACUUCCAGACGUGCUUACUCGGAAAUAAAAGGACACACUUGUCAAUAGACACUCCUAGACCCCACAUUACAUCAAGCAAUGCGUUUUCAACAACAAAAAUCAGCACCUUGACCAACCGCUGGGAGCCGCUGUGGAGCCCUUUCACACUUCCUGUCACGCCCUUCUAACACUUAAAACAGGCAGGUAAAGGGGAGGGUUUGACGCAAGGCAUUCUGGAGCGAGUCUUUUUGAGGCAACUUACGGGCAGUGCCAGCGAAGGGAGCGGCUCUAGGGAACUACUUUUCCCAGGAAUCACUUCAGGGGAGGAGGCGGUGACGCCGUUGGGGAAGGCUAUAUAUAAGCCCCGGUCGGCGGGACUUUGAAUAUUGUUUCAACAGGACACUUGCUUGGUGGUUGCUGCUCUCGCUGAGGAAGGCUUUUCGCGUGGCUGCCCCGUUACUUUCCCCGAACUGAAGUGAAGGGAUGGAGGCGCGCUUGGAGGAGCUGAAGCGUCGGGCGGCCGAGUGUGUGGAGGCGUCGUCCGGGCGGCUGGGCGAGCUGAGCCGGGCGAUCUGGAGCCGGCCGGAGCUGGCCUACGAGGAGCGGCAGGCGCACGACGCCCUGACGCGCUUCUUCGCCAGCCGGCCUUCCUCGCCCUCCUCCUCCUCCUCUUCCCCUUCCUCCCCCGGGGGGGCGCCUUGGUCGGUGCAGCCGAGCUACAAGCUGGAGACGGCUUUCCGGGCCGACUGGCAGUGGGACGGCGUGGCCGGAGCCGCCGCCGCCGCCGCUCCCCAGGCCGGCCAGCCCUCCUCCUCCUCCCCGCUGCCGCUGCGCCUGGGUUUCCUGUGCGAAUACGACGCCCUGCCGGGCCUCGGUCACGCCUGUGGCCACAACCUGAUCGCCGAGGUGGGCGCCGGCGCCGCGCUGGGCCUGAAGGGUUCCCUGGAGAGCCUCGGCCAGAGCCCCGCCGCCGCCGCCGGGCUCCCCCGCCCCGUCCCUGCCGUCAAGGUCAGUGUUAUAGGUACGCCAGCAGAAGAAGGGGGAGCAGGAAAGGCAGUCCUGGCUAAAGCGGGUGCUUUUGAUGACUUGGAUGUUGUGUUCAUGGCUCAUCCCUUUCAAGAAGACUUGCCUUACCAGCCCACUCUAACAGAUCGCAAUAUGACUGUGAAAUACUAUGGAAGAGCAUCUCAUGCAGCUGCUUACCCUUGGGAAGGAGUAAAUGCAUUAGAUGCUGCUGUUGUUGCAUAUAACAAUCUGUCAGUUCUAAGGCAACAAAUAAAGCCAAACUGGAGGCUUCAUGGCAUCAUAAAAAAUGGUGGAGAGAGGCCAAAUAUUAUACCUUCUUACACAGAGCUUGAAUUCUAUUUGCGUACACCUCUAUUAAAGGAACUACAUAUUCUGACAGAGAAAGCUGAAAAUUGCUUCAAGUCUGCAGCUCUGGCCACAGGAUGCAAAGUAGAAAUAAAUAGUGAGUAUGCAGAUUACUGGAAUGUCCUCCAAAACAAAAGACUGGAACAAGCAUAUGUGGAAAAUGGAAAAGUGCUGGGAAUGAAAUUUCCAGUUCAAGCAAACGUGUCUGUUUCAUCCGGUUCCACUGACUUUGGGAAUGUUUCCUAUAUUGUUCCUGGAAUUCAUCCUUAUUUUUAUAUUGGCUCAGAUGCUCUGAAUCAUACUGAACAAUUCACUCAGUCUGCAGGUUCUGAAGUGGCACAGAAAUAUGCCUUGAGGACAGCUAAAGCUUUGGCAAUGACUGCUCUGGAUGUUGUCUUUAGACCAGGUCUGUUGGAACAAGUCCGAGAAGACUUCAGGCAAGCAAAACUAAACAGCAGUGCUGAAGUGUAAACAGAAAACUUUUCAGCCUUGGAAUAGUCAGAAACGCCUUCAUUCGCGUCUGUCAGAGCUAUGUUUAUUCCACACUAAAAUAAAUUAAACUGUGCCAAGAAUGCUAUAUGCUGCAUCCUUAUUGUGUUUUCUCUUUCACACAGUAUGCAGUAUUAUGAUCUGCACCAUUUAAUAGGUGAGUGAAGUCAUCCGUCUUUAUGGGUUUCUUCAGGCACAACUCACCUGUCAAGCAUCUUUGCACCACCAAUGCCCAUAAAUUAAUUUUUAAAAAAUAGUUGCUCAGUACUACCUAAUUUUACUGUUCUCUUUUUAUAUAGUAUUAGAAAGGACUUUCAUAGUGUCUCAUUUUUGCUCAGUGUAAACAUGUAGAUGGAUGCAUGACACAUAGCAGAUCAUAUAUCAGAAAAUGAUUGCUUAGAGCAAGAGAAAUCUGACUUGUUUUAUGCCUGUACUCAGGCAUUUUAAAAAAGGGUUAAUUUGAAAGUGUGGGCUCGAUUCCCCCAUCCCACUAGUACUGCUUGCUAUUUCCACAGGGAGAGACUCCCAGAGAAGGAAAGCUGUAUGUGUGAAUGUGUUGUAGUGACACCUGGAGAGUCUGUUAUUUGGGCUCUUGACAACUCAGGGUUCCUGACUCUGGACAAGCUGCAUGUCCACACAAUCUCCACCCUUUUUACAGCCCCAGGAAAGGGGCAGGGCUAAAACUACCUGAUGGUGCAUUCAAAUCAAACCUUUUUAGAACACCUGAAUAGGGCUUAUAUAGUUUUGUAGCAAGUUGUUCAUUCAUGGGAAACACACCAAGAACUUGUAUUGGGAUUUGAAACAUAAGAUCUUUCAUUUGUAUAAAAGCAUGCAUUUAUUUGGCAAUUAAAAAAUCCAAGGGGUGAAACAUUGUUUUUGUUGUAUUUCAUGUACAUUAAAAUUGCACAGGAGAAGGUGAGGUGCUGGCAUAACAUUCCCAUAUUCCUCCUUUCUUUAACAUGCAGACAAAGUUUAUUUACACUAGAUGUUUCUGUAGUUUGGAUCAUGGAGACCUUGGUUGGAUCCAGCUUUUGCUACUUUUAUACCAGCUGAAGCAUUUGUUAAGAAUUCUGCUGAAAAUGUUCCCACUCGUGGAAAGGAGAGGUAAUCCUUGCUGAUUUGCUCCUUCCCUCUGCAGUACUUCCACUUCUGUUUUAGGGGGUCUUGUAAUCUCCAUGUUUCCUUUUGAGUUACAAAUGCAGGGGAAAGGGAACCAAAAAGGAUCACCCACUCCAUUUGUCCAUAAGAUUCUGCCGUACAAGAGAAGCCUUCUGCAGCCAGAAGGUCUCCUUCCAUGAGAGGUAGAUUCUGGAUCCAGCCUCUAGUGAAGUAUCUUGUUUCAAACUCCUGGUUUAAAAUCUGACAGUCUGGAUAUACAUAAUCAGGAAGAGUUUCCAUAAGGCAUGAUAUUAAAAAGAGAUUCAGUUGAGCAGAGCACUUUGUGUUUAUGAUCUGUGUAACAAUUUUCAGUUGCACUGCUAUAAUGGAACAGUUUAGUCAAUGCCACAAAUAUUUUAAUUACUAUAGCAGCAACACUACAGUAUAUGUUGCACUCGUGUUUUUAAAAAUAUCUGAAUGUAAACAUUGUACCUCAAUCUGAAAAUGCUGGCAACAACUUAAAGUUGUUAAGAGUACUACUUUGUUCAGAUUUCUGUGGAACUAUCCAUAGGGUGGGAUUGAAUACCAGAAGUAGUGUUGGUUCAUUCAGUAAAGGCUGUUCCCAAAUAAAUGUUUUAUCUUAUCAAAUUGUUGUUAUCAAUUGAGGAGGAAGAUAUGAAAGGUGGCCAGAAAUGAUUAGCAGUAAGCAGAGGAUUAAUGUAUGCCUUGGAGUGCAGAGAGGGGAGACGUACUUCUGUAAAGAAUCUUUAUAAAAUUUGUGUACAGUAUUCAGAUGUGCAAUCUUAGCUAUUUACACAAAUACUGGAAAUUUUACAAUAUUACAUAUAUAUACAUAUAUAUAUACAUACACAGAAACUAUGUAUUAAUAUUGUCCAUCACUUCUAUAAUUGGUAUACAGUUUCAGAAUGAGAAACUCAGAAUGCCCUUAACAGCAACAUCACUACUGUGUUCUGUACUCUUAAUAAUGUCUGGCACAUCUUUUAAAAUAAAAGUACUAUUCAAAUAA